AAUCAAUUGGCCUUGAAGGAUGCAACGGUUCCUGCAGCUUAGCGCCGACGAAGCCACCAAGGCGCUGCGCCCGACGCUCGUCAAGGGCCGCUGGGUCAAGCCCAUGCUGUCGCUCCGCCAGCAGGCCAACGUGAAGAAGGUCGCGGUCCAGAAGGGCACGAUGGGCACGUGGACGGCCGGCGAGGGCGGCUGGCUCGCGGCGUGGGACCUGCCCAAGCAGCACAACGUCAUGCGCACGCCCAAGGGCCAUGCCAACGAGCGCCGCGAGGUCGACCGCGUCAAGAAGAUCCAGACGGCGAUGGCCGGCAUGGACAAGAAGAUUGAAGAACACAGAGCCGCGCUCCUCAAGGCCAAGCCCAUCAAGGGCCUCGAAAAGUGGCUCAACGAGACGCAGAGCUACUAAGCGCAAGCCGUUCGAGGACAAUAUUAGACACAAGAAGAAUACACUAGAUCGUCAUUCGAUGUCGGUGAAGUCGACGACCUCGCCAUCCAGC
Molecule: messenger RNA, 494 nt
Organism: Saprolegnia parasitica CBS 223.65
Lineage: Eukaryota; Oomycota; Saprolegniomycetes; Saprolegniales; Saprolegniaceae
Exons: 1
Coding region: 20-403 (127 amino acids)
Source: RefSeq, a predicted model, not a curated record